Molecule: messenger RNA, 957 nt
Organism: Acanthopagrus latus (yellowfin seabream)
Lineage: Eukaryota; Metazoa; Chordata; Actinopteri; Spariformes; Sparidae
Product: claudin-9-like
Exons: 2
Coding region: 289-957 (222 amino acids)
Biological process (GO): bicellular tight junction assembly; cell adhesion
Cellular component (GO): bicellular tight junction; plasma membrane
Molecular function (GO): structural molecule activity
Source: RefSeq, a predicted model, not a curated record
GAAAGACAUCAGCUACUCACAACACACAGCUACACCACCAAGAAACACACAAAGGAUCAUCAUCACGCUGUCUGUGGACAUCUGACCGCUUGAUUACUGAUUGAAACAGAAGACAGGCCCUCAUCUCAACAACUCUCAGUCGCUGGACAUCUUACUGAAUAUCUCUGUCAAGACUUUCACUUGCUGAGUGAGAGCACAACUCUCAGCAACCUCCACGUCCAGAGAAACAAGAAAAAAUCAGCACUGAGGUCUGUCAGACAAACUUUUAGCAAAGUUUCUUCUGUGGCCAUGGCAUCAACAGGUCUUCAGCUGCUGGGCUUGGUGUUGGCCGUGCUGGGUUGGGUGUUUGGGGCGUUGGUGUGUGCCGCUCCCCUGUGGCGCGUGUCUGCCUUUGUGGGUGGAGAGCUGGUGAUCGCCCAGGUGUUGUGGGAGGGACUGUGGAUGAACUGCCUGUCUCAGUCCACAGGCCAGAUCCAGUGCAAGACCUAUGACUCCACCCUGGCCCUGCCCACGUCUGCCCAAGCUGCCCGGGGCCUCACCGUGCUCUCCCUGCUCCUCUGCCUUCUGGCCCUCAUUCUCGGGGUGGCAGGGGCCAAGUGCACUCACUGUAUGGGUGACGCUAACCAGGCCUCCAAGGCUCGGCUGGCCAGGAUAGCAGGGGUGCUCUACCUCGUGGCUGGCCUCGCCUACUUGAUACCCAUCUGCUGGACUGCCUACGCCAUCAUCCGGGAUUUCUAUGAUCCAAACAUUGCAGCGCCUUUGAAGAGAGAGCUGGGCCCGGCUCUGUACCUGGGCUGGGGGGCCUGUGUGCUGCUUCUGGUGGGGGGCGCUCUUCUGCAUGUUGGCUCCUCUCCGCCAGGAGGAAGAACUCUGCCUGUUUUUGGAGGAGCAGCCAAAGACAACCCACAUACAGUGGCAGCAGGAGAGGGGAAGCAACAGGAAAAAUCUUUUGUAUGA